GUGGUGCGCCUUUAAGGCCGCGCGGUGCGUGCCGGGAUGCGGUUGCCACGUUGCCUAGGGCCCAGCUGACGGGGUCGCCCCUCGUCACCUCCUCCUCUUCCUCCUCAUCACCACCACCAUCGUCCUCCUCCUCGUCGUCGUCGCUGUGGAUGAACUGACGAGCGGGCAGGGAGUCUCUCCUCCGUGCGGUUUUCUCCAUUCUCCACAAUGAAGCUGAAGGAGAUAGACAGGACGGCCAACCAGGCGUGGAGCCCUGCGGCCCAGCACCCCAUCUACCUGGCCACAGGAACCUCGGCGCAGCAGCUCGACGCCACUUUCAGCACCAAUGCGGCUCUCGAGGUCUUUGAGCUGGACCUGGCGGACUCCUCCACGGAUCUUAAGCUGCGCGGGACGCUCACCACGGAGAACAGGUACCACAAGCUGGUGUGGGGGGCACCCCUGCCAGGCGAGGAGGGCGCCGGCGUGGUGGUGGGCGGCAGCGACAACGGUGUGCUCAUCCUCUACGCGGCCGACAAGGUGCUGAGCGGCGACGCCGACGCAAUCAUCGGGGAGAACGACCGGCACACGGGGCCCGUGCGCGCCCUCGACUUCAACCCCUUCCAGGCCAACCUUCUGGCCUCUGGUGCAAAUGACUCGGAAAUCUACAUCUGGGACCUCAACAACUUUGGCACUCCCAUGACCCCUGGCUCAAAGUCACAGAUGCGAGAGCCGGCCGAGGAUGUGGUGUGCGUGGCGUGGAACCGGCAGGUGCAGCACAUCCUGGCGUCGGCCAGCCCCAGCGGCAAGGCGGUGGUAUGGGACCUGCGUAAGAACGAGCCCAUCAUCAAAGUCAGCGACCACAGCAACCGCAUGCGCUGCUCGGGCAUGGCGUGGCACCCGGACGUGGCGACGCAACUCGUGGUGUCGUCCGAGGACGACCGCAUGCCGGUCAUCCAAAUGUGGGACCUGCGCUUCGCCACGUCGCCCCUCAAGGUGCUCGAGAGUCACUCCAGGGGAAUUCUGGCCAUCGCCUGGUGCCAGGCGGACCCGGAGCUGCUGCUCAGCUGUGCCAAAGACAACCGGAUCCUGUGCUGGAACCCCAACACCGGCGAGGUGGUGUACGAGCUGCCCACCAGCACGCAAUGGUGCUUCGACAUCCAGUGGUGUCCGCGCAACCCCGCCCUGCUGUCGGCCGCCUCCUUCGACGGCCGCAUCGGCAUCUACUCGGUGAUGGGUGGCAGCAUGGCCGCCCAGACACAGAGCCAGGCAGACAAGAUCUCGUCGUCGUUUGGGAACCUGGAUCCGUUUGGCACGGGGCAACCGCUGCCGCCGCUGCAGCUGCCACCGCAGUCUCCGACAACGCAGAGCACCUUCAUCCCGCCGCUCAAGAGGCCCCCGCGUUGGAUCCGCCGCCCUGUGGGUGCCUGCUUCGCCUUUGGGGGAAAGCUUGUCACGUUCGGCAGCGAGAAGGCAGCUCCGGCCGGGAGCGUGGCUGGGCCGCGGCAGGUGUUUGUCAGCCAGGUGGUGACCGAGACGGCUCUGCUGCGCCGCUCCGACGAGCUGCAGGGGGCGCUGCGCUCCGGCCGCUGCCUCGACUACUGCGUGGCGCGUGCCGCCGCAGCACACAACGACUUUGAGAGGAGCGUCUGGAAUUUCCUCAAGGUUAAUUUUGAGCAGGAGCCACGCACGCACUGCCUGAAGCUGCUGGGGUACAGUGCGGAUGAGCUCGACGCCAAGAUUUCAGCUAUCCUGAGAGAGGAGACGAGCCCUGACCCUGACCAGAAUGCAACCGAAGGUAGCGUCAAGAGCGUGGACGAUCUGGAGGACGAGGCCCUCGACAAGGAGGACGAGGUGGAGAGCUUUCCCCCAGGCAUUCCAGCUGCGCCCCAAGAGGCCACUGCCACCACCACCACCAGCGAUGGCUCCUUCAAAGUCUCCACCACGGCCGACGUGGACGGCCUCAUCAGUCAGGCGCUGCUGCUGGGAAACUUUGAGCGAGCGGUGGAGCUGUGCCUGCACGACGGGCGCAUGGCGGACGCAGUCAUCCUGUCCAUCUCCGGCGGGUCUGAGCUGCUCGCCAGCACCCAGAAGAAAUACUUUGCGCGCAGCCAGAACAAGAUCUCUCGGCUGGUGUCUGCGGUGGUGUCGCGCGACUGGGAGGACAUUGCUCGCUCAUGUGACCUUGACAACUGGAAGGAGGCCUUGGCCGCUCUGCUCACCUAUGCCAAACCGCACGAGUUCCCGGCCUUGUGUGACACGCUGGGCUCGCGUAUGGAGCAGGAAGGCGACGAGACGUUGUGCGCCCAAGCCUGCCUGUGCUACAUCUGCGCCGGCAAUGUGGAGAAGCUGGUGGCGUGCUGGGACCGAACCCACGACACCAGCUCCGGGCUGGCCCUUCAGGACCUGAUCGAGAAGGUGAUGGUGAUGCGGCAGUCGAUGGAGGCGUGCGGCACUCGCGAGGCGGCCACGGGACAGGCGCUCGCUGACAAGCUGGCGCACUACGCGGGCCUGCUGGCGGCGCAGGGCAGCCUCGCCGCUGCCAUGAGCUACCUGCCCGAGAGUGCCACCGAGAGCCAAGUGGUGGCGCUGCGGGACCGGCUGUACCACGCCCAGCAGGAGGUUGCCGGUGCCCAGGCAGCGCCGCCAUUCCCUUACACCCGUGCCGAGCUGACCAAGCCACAGCAAAAGCAGCAGCAGCAGUAUGUUCAGCCUGGGGUUCAACAGCCGCAGCAGCAGCAACUGCAGCAGCAGCAACUGCAGCAGCAGCAACUGCAGCAGCAGCCACAGCAUCAUCAUCACCAGCAGCAGCACCAGCCGCAGCCAGCUAUGAAACACCACUACCAUCCGCAGGUGCAACCGUCUGGCCAAGGCUACGCUGGCCAUUUGGCCCCACAUGCUGGCCCAGGAAUGCCAGGAAUGCAGGCCGGUCCCGGCGUGGCCUCCGUGGCCCCAAAUCCGCCGGGCCCAGGCUUGUUCACUCCGAUUUCCGCGCCGCUGCCGGCCGUGGGGCCCAUGCAGCCGCCACCACUGUCAUCUGCCGUGGGGCCUGGGGCAGGGCCGAACGCGUACUCGCGUGCCGCCGGGCCCAACCAGGCUUACCCACCACACCCCACCAUAACCGGCUUCCAGCAGCCGAUGCAGCAGCAACCGCUGCCGGCGCCGAUGCCGGGGCCGUCACCGCACGGCGUCCCCCACUUCCCCGGCCCGUCUUACCACCCGGCCCCCGCGCCGGCGCCCCCCCUCGGCCCCCAGUCCUCCUACCCCUCGGCCGUGCCGUCGGACCCCCAUGGCGGCGGCGCGAUGCACGCCCACCACCUGCCCGUCGGUGCCGCUCCCGGCGCCGUGGCAGGCCCCCAGCAGCACGGCUUCCCUGGACACCCAGGCCAGAUUUUCACUCCAGGAGCUCCUUACUCUAGCAUGGCCCCUGUUCCUCCUCCUGCUGCUGCUGCUGCUGCUGCUACUUUGCAGCAUGCAGCAGGCGUACAGGACGGCUGGAACGAUCCUCCGCCCUGCGUGAGGCAAGGCGGCCGCCGCAACAAGCUGCCGGAGAACUACGUGCCGCCGGCGCCCAUCACUGCGCCCGUGUUCGGCGUGGCCCCGCUGGAGCCCCAGGGUGGCGCUGCCCAGGCGUCCCACGCGCACGAGCCGAGCCAGGGCCCGCCCGGGGCCCCCACUGAGGCGUCUGUGCAGCCGCUGCAGUCGCUGCCUGCGGAGAAGAUCGUGAAGAAACCCAUCCCCGAGGAGCACGGGGUGCUCAAGGUGGUGUUUGACGGCCUCGUGCAGCGCUGCCUGUCCGCUUCCACGGACCCCCAAACGAAGAGGAAGCUGGACGAUGCGACGAAGCGGCUGGAAUACUUGUACGACAAACUCCGAGAGCAGACGCUGUCGCCGCACAUCUUGGCGGGCCUGCACGAGAUAGCGCGGCGCGUGGAGGCGCGCGACUACCCACAGGGCCUGGCCGUGCACACGCAGGUGGUGAGCAGCAGCAACUUCAGCGAGAUCUCCGCCUUCAUGCCCGUGCUCAAGGUCGUCGUGACCAUCGCCGGCAAGCUCAACAUUUAGGUGGCCUUGGGGGACGCGAGAGGAUCGGGGGGCCCCCCACGGCCUCGCCGACCAGGCCGGGUUUCAACGCUCUCCCCGAUCUUAGCCGGGAGGUGGCCGCCGCUCGCUCCGAUCUGUGGCCAGAACAACGUAGCCCGACCAUCUCGGCAUCUGUUCAUCGUGCGUGUGACCGGUGUGCGGUAGGCUUUGCGGCUGUCGUUGUUUGUGCGUGCUUGUGUGCGUGCGGUUGGUUUUGCAACAGUUUAGCAAUGUCGGUGUCUGCUCUCACCGCCUGCUUGGAACGAGUUAUCUGCAAAGGUCUGACCAGUUUGUGGCCAGCUCAUUUGGGCUUUUAAUCUCCUCAACACCAGUCCCGGACCUGCUCAAGUUCCACGUGGCCAGUUUCAGUGUCUCUAGCCAGCUCGACGAGCAGUGUUAGCCAUCGCCAUUACGGUGAGGCUAGCAGCUGUGUGACAAGGCCAACAUCUUUGCAUUCAAGUUACCAAAUUUCCACGUGUACAUUAAAAAAAAAAACGCUUAUAUUUAUGAAAUCUACCGUUGCGGGUGAACGACGGUGUGCUUGAUUCCAUCCUCGUGCACGGCAGCGUUUGGUUGUAAUUGCAGUCGGCGGUCGGAGCAGACUCUUCAGCGCAGACAGGCGCCACCUCACCUGGUGGAAAUUAAUGUUGGUCAUUUGAGUUGUUUUUUUGUCUCUGCACGAGUAGUUGCCUUGCCUGGCUGUCACCUUGUGAGCGCCGCUUGUCUGGCUGCGGUCUGUCUCGUGGCCAGCUUGGCAAAGAUCCACGUGGCUGGCUGCUGAUGAGAGCAGUCUAUGUUCAUCGCUCCCUCCCUGCCUCCCUCCCUCCCCUCCCUCGCCUCCCUCCCUCGCCUCCCUGCCUCCCUCCCUGCCUCCCUCGCCUCCCUGCCUCCCUCCCUGCCUCCCUCCCGUCACACCCAGUUGCUUUCUCCCCCAUUGCUCAGCAUUCCUCGUCGUCACUCCCCGACUCCAGUGCGCAAUUAGGUGGC
Petromyzon marinus (sea lamprey) is the source of this 5046-nucleotide messenger RNA. The record is from RefSeq and is a predicted model, not a curated record. Lineage: Eukaryota; Metazoa; Chordata; Hyperoartia; Petromyzontiformes; Petromyzontidae.